Rotaria sp. Silwood2 is the source of this 756-nucleotide messenger RNA. Lineage: Eukaryota; Metazoa; Rotifera; Eurotatoria; Philodinida; Philodinidae. The record is from the annotation of a GenBank genome assembly.
AUGGGCAAGCUAGAUGGAAAAGUUGCGCUCAUCACAGGUGGUUCUGAAGGCAUUGGUUUAGCCACUGCUCAAAGGUUUAUUGCUGAAGGUGUAGAACAUAUUUUUAUCACUGGACGUCGCCAAGAAAUACUAGACGAAGCCAUAAAGAAAAUAGGUAGCAACAGAGUGACUGCAGUACAAGCCGAUUCAUCUAAUCUGACUGACCUCGAUAAGCUAUGUGAAAUUAUCCAGAAAGAUAAAGGUCGUUUAGACAUCGUCUUUGCCAAUGCAGGAACCGGAAUAUUUAUACCAUUGGGUGCUAUCACUGAAAACCAAUUUGAUGAAAUUUUCAAUAUCAAUGUCAAAGGAGUAUUGUUUACCGUACAAAAAACUUUGCCGUUGAUGGUAGAUGGCGGAUCAAUCAUUCUGAAUGGAUCUGUCUUAUCCAUUAAAGGUCAUCAUGCUGCGAGUCUGUUAAGCGCGACCAAGGCAGCUGUUCGUUCUUUUGCUCGUACAUGGGCCGUCGAUUUAAAGGAGCGCAAGAUUCGAGUCAAUACGAUAAGUCCUGGAGCAAUCGAAACACCGGGAUUGAAUAAAGUUGGGUUUGAUGAAGAGGAGAAAAAAAAGGUCGUCUCUGGUUUUCUAUCGGCUAUACCAAUGAAACGUUUUGGUACGGCUGACGAAAUUGCAAAAGCUGUCGUUUUUCUCGCUUCAGACGAUAGUAGCUAUAUUACGGGUAUCGAACUUUCUGUGGAUGGAGGUGUAGCACAAGUCUGA